CAAUUCACUUUUUCAUCAUUUUCAUAUAUACAAAAUCACCUGUUCCUGUCAUUGAACCACCAAAAAUCCAGUUUAAGGUGGGAGAAAGAGGUUAAGGGUUUCCAUUUUCUCAUUGGGAUUGCCUUUCCUCUUUCAUAACAGUAUUCAUUUGUUUCUAUGAGGAAGUUGUGUCCUAAUGUUGAUAAAGAAAAUGGGUUAGAUACCGUCCUGGAGGUGCCUAUACCGGAGGAGAUGUUCACCAACAUGGGCAGCAAUGCCGCUGUGCGUUGGCACAAUUUGCGUGCUUUGAUGAAAGCUCAAGGCGUAGAUAAGAAAUCACGUCUCGCGGCUGCAUCGAGCAGCGAGUUCAUGGCGUUGUUAAAGCUUGUUGGUUCUCCUCUCAUCCCCUUUCAAGUCCAACCUGACCAAUCACUUACCCGCCCCAUCAAAAAUUGUUCUAUUGAAGCUUCUACUGCCAAGUAUAUAGUGCAACAGUACAUAGCAGCAAUUGGAGGGCAAGCAGCAUUGAAUUCAGUGAACAGCAUGUAUGCUGUGGGACAAGUAAAGAUGGUUGGGUCGGAAAUGCGGCAGGGUGAUGGUAGUGUGCAUGCCAGAGGCAAUUGCGAGGUUGGUGGGUUUGUGCUAUGGCAAAAGAAUCCAGACCUUUGGUACUUGGAAUUGGUUGUUUCUGGUUUGAAGGUUAGUGCAGGGAGCGAUGGCAAGGUGGCCUGGAAUCAAUCCUCCUCUCAACCUUGCCAUGCUAAUAAAGGCCCUCCAAGGCCCCUCCGUCGGUUCUUCCAGGGACUGGAUCCGAGGGUUAUAGCUAACUUGUUCCUAGAUGCGGUAUGCAUUGGAGAGAAAACCAUAAAGGAAGACGACUGUUUCAUACUCAAGCUUGACACGGCUCCCCACAUUCUCAAAGCGCAAUGUACACCCAACACCGAAAUCGUCCACCACACAGUAUGGGGGUAUUUCAGCCAACGCACAGGGCUUCUCAUCCAAUUUGAGGACACAAAACUGGUGCGAAUGAAGUCAAUUAAAGGGAAUCAUGACAAUGUGUUUUGGGAAACAAGCAUGGAAUCGUUUAUCCAGGAUUACAAGUACAUCGACGGGAUUAAUAUAGCUCAUGCUGGUCGGACUGCUACGACUCUGUACAGGUAUGGAGAGGCAUACAAUCACAAGCGAAAGAUUGAAGAGACUUGGAGGAUUGAAGAGGUUGAUUUCAACAUUUGUGGUCUCUCCAUGGAUUGCUUUUUGCCUCCUGCUGAGCUUAAGAGGGAACAACAGGAUGCAGAGCCUGGAGUUGCAAUGACCUGACUUUUUUUAUUUUUAUUUUUU
This is a messenger RNA of Juglans microcarpa x Juglans regia, 1317 nucleotides long. RefSeq lists its product as uncharacterized. The coding region runs from base 157 to 1296 and encodes 379 amino acids. The transcript has 3 exons. Lineage: Eukaryota; Viridiplantae; Streptophyta; Magnoliopsida; Fagales; Juglandaceae. The record is from RefSeq and is a predicted model, not a curated record.